CGGAGAGCGAGAGAGACACGUUUUGCUUUGGCAAAGGGGCAGCAGAAUCAGAGUUUGGCAAUGGCGAAACCGCUGGGACCGACGGGAGAGUUCUUCAGGAGGAGGGACGAGUGGCGGAAGCACCCGAUGCUCAGCAAUCAGCUCCGCCACGCCACUCCUGGCCUCGGCAUCGCUCUCGUCGCUUUUGGCAUCUACCUCGUCGGCGAGCAAGUCUACGAUAAGCUCUACAAGCCCCAUCCUCCCACCUCUUCCUCCUCUCACUGAGCAAUUACUCCCCGCCCCGACAGAUGAGGGUUAAUUUGGAGGAUGAAAAGCUUGGUUUUCAGAAUAUGUGAUAUCUUCUUCCUGGUUUUCUGUCAAAUAAAAGCUCGGGUAAACGAGAAACUCAAGGGCCUUUCUUUUUUCUCAGUGACGUAUUGGUAGAAUCUGUGACAAUGAAGUUAUUUUGUAGCUGUGGCUUAUUUGUAAACGUUUCACAGUUCUCGAUCAAUUACCUUCUGAAUUUUGCAUCUGA
Molecule: messenger RNA, 514 nt
Organism: Rhodamnia argentea
Lineage: Eukaryota; Viridiplantae; Streptophyta; Magnoliopsida; Myrtales; Myrtaceae
Product: NADH dehydrogenase [ubiquinone] 1 beta subcomplex subunit 3-A
Exons: 2
Coding region: 61-264 (67 amino acids)
Biological process (GO): mitochondrial respiratory chain complex I assembly; electron transport chain
Cellular component (GO): mitochondrion
Source: RefSeq, a predicted model, not a curated record